Messenger RNA from Austrofundulus limnaeus, 2501 nucleotides. It is a transcript of the gene rxfp3.3a1, whose product is annotated as relaxin family peptide receptor 3.3a1. The transcript has a single exon. Gene Ontology annotation, cellular component: membrane; external side of plasma membrane. Gene Ontology annotation, biological process: G protein-coupled receptor signaling pathway; calcium-mediated signaling; immune response. Gene Ontology annotation, molecular function: C-C chemokine binding; C-C chemokine receptor activity. The record is from RefSeq and is a predicted model, not a curated record. Lineage: Eukaryota; Metazoa; Chordata; Actinopteri; Cyprinodontiformes; Rivulidae. Bases 1045 to 2034 code for a protein of 329 amino acids.
UUCUGCCUGCCUUGUCUUGCUGUCGAAGAUCAUGUGGUUGCCAUGUUGACCCUAUGAGCCACUGGCAGCAGCUAUAGGCCUAUUUCAAGGCAGAUAUUUGACUUUAAAAUGUCAAAUCAUGUCGACAGUUGUGGUUGUUGUGUAGAAGUAGAACUUCUAAAUGGAAAGCAGCCCUGGUURUCACAACACUGGCCUCCUCCUCACUCUCAAGUUGAAAUGUUUGCUGCAAAAUAGGGCUUUAUACACUUUAUACUUGAAGUUUUUUUAGGUUAUGUUGCAACAAAGCUGAUGUUGGAGGCAGCAGCCAUAUUCUUCAGGAAUGUUCUGUUUGUAAAGCAGAGAUGUCCAAUCCUGCAUGUUUUGCUUGUUUCUCUGUUCCAACACACCUGACUCAGCAAUUAAAUGACCUGUUAAAGUUCUGCAGAWGCCUGUUAAUCACCCAUUCAUUCAAAUCAGGUGUGUCGGACUCGGAGCAGAGAAACCUGAACCAGGUCUGGAAGCCAGAAUGUUUGGUUUCUGUGCUGCUUUUAAAGGGUUUUGCAGCAUCGCCUCUAACUGAACRUUAGGUGGCAGCAGUGAGUCGCUUUUACAUGUUUAUCACCUUUUUAUCCUUGUUUGAGGACAAAGUCCGUUACGCAGCUCUUGUCCAUCUGCAGCCUGAGUCUGUGUGACUUCACACACGUCCCACAUGACAGGAGGUGUUUAAUGUUUGGAUGGUUUUGGAAAUUAUUGGGGGGAAAUUGUCGAUUUGCUUUAUUUUAAUAGAGAUGGAACACUUGCGCUCCUUUGCGCACAGAACUGCUUAACCUUCUGCUCACCCCCAGACACACACAUACACAGUCCGAGGCUGAGUGAAUGAGAGAGGAGGGUGGAGCACGUCUGUCAGCUCUCUGCACUUGAUGCUGCCUCUUGGAGAGGAGAGGAGAGGAGAGGAGAGGAGAGGAGAGGAGAGGAGAGCUGUGCGCACUGCAGACGGAGAAGUUGGGAUGGCUGAAUCUUGGACUGAAACGCUCCUGGCUGUAAGCUGAUCACAGCUCUGGCACCAUGAGUUCUGACAAUGAGAGCUUUAACUCCAACAGGUCAGUGGCGGAGCUGGAACUCUUCUUCAGCAACCUGGAGGACAUCGACGUCACAGCCGACGGGAGUCCGGUCCUGCGGUUCCUCAUCUGCCUGGUUUACUCCGUGGUUUGCGCCGCGGGGCUGGUCGGCAACCUGCUGGUCCUCUUCUUCAUCAGGGUCAAGCAGGAGAGGAGGACGUCGCGCGUGAACUUCUUCGUGCUGAACCUGGCCGUGACGGACCUGCAGUUCGUGCUGACGCUGCCCUUCUGGGCCGUGGACACGGCGCUGGACUUCAGCUGGCCGUUUGGAGACGCCAUGUGUAAGAUCAUCCUGUCGGUCACCGUCAUGAACAUGUACGCCAGCGUCUUCUUCCUCACGGCCAUGAGCGUCACGCGCUACUGGUCGCUGGCCACCGCGCUGAAGAGCGGCACCACGCGCAGGUCCUGCUCGGCCAAAUGGGCGUGCGCGAUCAUCUGGACGCUGGCCACUCUGGCCACCGCGCCCACCUCGAUUUUCUCCACGGUCAGCAACGUGACGGGAGAAAAGCUGUGUCUGCUCAGGUUCCCGGGUGGCCAGUACUGGCUGGCGCUUUACCACAUCCAGAAAAUAGUCGUCGGUUUCGUGUUGCCCAUGUCCACCGUGUCCAUCAGCUACUUCAUGCUGCUGCGCUUCAUCCGCAARCGGAGCAUGAAAACCAGCAACCCCAAGCGGAGAUCCAAGGUCACGAAGUCCAUCACGGUCAUCAUGCUGUCCUUCUUCCUCUGCUGGAUGCCGAACCACGCCAUCACCCUGUGGAGCGUGCUGGUCAAGCUCAACGUCGCCAACUGGGACAGAGCCUAUUACAUCGUCCACACCUACGUGUUCCCGCUGACCGUGUGCCUGGCGCACACCAACAGCUGCUUGAACCCCAUCAUCUACUGCCUCAUGAGGAAGGAGUUCAGGGACAAACUGCGCGGGAUGAUCCGCAGAGGAUGAGUGGGAUUUAAGCAACAACAAAACUUUUAACGAGGCGCGUAAAACAAACCGUAACCAAGGCGCACCGGAUGCGCUCUGCGGAAAGAGGAACUCGUUGUCCCAGCUUCUGCCUUCUGUUUGUGACUCUGCCUGUUUCUAAGAUGAGAUCAGUCCUGCUCGUGUGUUGAAUAAUAAGUAAAAUGACUCCAUUUGUGAUCCAUUCAGUCCGGUGGUCGUGCGUAAAAAGGCGCAUCAGUUGAUGUUUGCACUUGAUCAGGUGUGGUCAUACGUUGUCUCCUCAUGUGAAUGUCUGACUAAAAGUGCAGUAUUAUUAUUAUAUAAAACGGCUCACGAACUGAUCAUUCAUGUGUGAAAAGUUAUUCAACCCAGGAAGACAAAUGUAAGAAAUAAACAUGUAACCAUAGCAGAAACACUGUUUGAACUAAUAAAAUAAAAUAAACCCAGGCUGUCAGCUGGGUCAGUCAAAA